CGCCCAUGUGUACAAUUUCCGAUCGCAUGCAUAUCAACCAUCACACCGCAGGAGUAUCAAAUAGUCCCAUCGAUUCCUUUCCCAUUUCUUUCUUCUCACCGUAAAAUCCACUGUGAUCUUUUUCUCACUGGUCUUCCAUGGAUCCUCUUCGAAAGCCGUUCAAUCCCCACAAACAUUUGAAGGAAGAAUUCGUCAGCAACUUGACCGGAUCUUCCAUGCUCGAAAUCGCUGCUCUUUCAGCAAUCGUACCUGCUCUGAUACUUCUCCGCCACUGCAUCAGCUCCAGUGGCAUACGUGAUCUUUUAUAUGUUGCGGAGAUCACACCAAAGAAGAAUGACAGUGUGGCUGUUGGUCCUAAAUAUUGGAAGAAUUACAUGGUCACCCUGGUGAUGGACUUUCUUUGUAUCAUUUUGCCAAUCCUUUCUAUUUUCACAGUUCUAGCCGAAUGGACUCAUGCAUGUGCAAUUUGCCUGGUUUUGAUGCUGCUUGUUUUCAUUUUAGUUAAAAGAUUUCUACCAUCUAAUUCUCAUACCAUAGAAGGCUUUCUAUCCUCAUCUUCUCUUAGGGCAAGUAUUUCAUCCUACCGAGUUUCCAUGAUGAUUGUGACAUGCCUAUGCAUCUUGGCUGUUGAUUUCAAAAUAUAUCCAAGAAGAUAUGCAAAGACUGAGACUUUCGGUACUGGUUUGAUGGAUCUUGGGGUGGGAUCAUUUGUGGUGGCAAAUGCAUUAGUUUCUAGACAAGCAAGGAAUGUCACGUCACUGAAAUGGAAGGCCGCACUUCAAUCUAUAAGUCCAUUAAUCUUGCUAGGAUUUGGUCGGCUCGUUUUUACAGCAGGUGUAGAUUAUCAGGUUCAUGUGGGGGAAUAUGGCGUGCAUUGGAAUUUCUUUUUCACACUGGCUGCUGUUUCCAUCCUAACAACCACAAUCAACAUCCGUCCUCAAUACUGUGGCAUAUUUGGUGCUUUGAUUCUUAUAGGUUAUCAGAUAUGCUUGAUGUGUGGGUUAAAUGAGUACUUAGUCUCUAACAAACGGGAAGCGAACCUCAUCAGCCAAAAUAAGGAGGGCCUUUUUAGUAUAUUUGGAUAUUGGGGUAUGUAUCUUGUUGGCGUCCAAUUAGGAAACUGUUUGUUCUUUGGAACUGAUUCAGCCAGUAAGAUGAGAAGUGUUCGAUGGGCGAUAAUUAGAGUCUGGUUUCUCUCCCUUCUGUUUUGGUCAUUAACGAUCAUUCUAGACAAGAAUGUUGAAAGAGUUUCUCGACGAAUGUGCAACCUGGCGUACGUUUCUUUCGUAUUUGCACAAAACUUUCAGGUUCUGGCAAUUCUAAUGCUUUCAGAUUUUUUCCCUGGCCCAAAAACUUCAUUACUAGAAGAAGCAUUCAACCGGAAUUUACUAGGAUCUUUUGUUCUCGCGAAUGUACUCACGGGCAUAAUAAACCUGUAUGUGGAUACUCUGUCUGCCUCAUCACUGGCUUCCUUUUGUAUUUUGGUGGGGUAUGCAUUUCUUUUGACAGUUCUUACAGGCAUUGCCAUGUUCUCUGGCAUCAAAUUAAAAUUUUGGUAGAUUAGAUUUACAAAGCUGAAAGUUCUUAACCAUUCGUCAGUCAGUUCUCUUUGGAUGAUCAAGUCAAUUAUGAUUUAUGGCUUGGUUGGUUUA
Magnolia sinica is the source of this 1652-nucleotide messenger RNA. RefSeq lists its product as uncharacterized. Gene Ontology annotation, molecular function: glucosaminyl-phosphatidylinositol O-acyltransferase activity. NCBI's taxonomy places the organism in Eukaryota, Viridiplantae, Streptophyta, Magnoliopsida, Magnoliales, Magnoliaceae. The transcript is spliced from 16 exons. Gene Ontology annotation, biological process: protein localization to plasma membrane; GPI anchor biosynthetic process. The record is from RefSeq and is a predicted model, not a curated record. Bases 138 to 1559 code for a protein of 473 amino acids. Gene Ontology annotation, cellular component: membrane; endoplasmic reticulum.